Molecule: messenger RNA, 3558 nt
Organism: Aquila chrysaetos chrysaetos
Lineage: Eukaryota; Metazoa; Chordata; Aves; Accipitriformes; Accipitridae
Gene: KTI12
Product: KTI12 chromatin associated homolog
Exons: 1
Coding region: 1684-2406 (240 amino acids)
Source: RefSeq, a predicted model, not a curated record
CGUUAAAUACAGAAAAGUGCCUUUAAAAACAUUCACAAAGGUUCCGUGUCAAUCCUAAAUGUAACCACAGAAAACAGUAAUUGUUAACAAACAUGAAGGUGGUUUAGGAGACUGUUCGGAUCCCUAUAGCUUAUUAGAGAGAAAAUACAGAGUUAUGCCAACUUUGCUGAAGCACCACCUAGGUUUAAUCACUGCAGUCGAAUUAAGUGAUUGAAGUCCUAGCGUGUCGUUGAAAUGAGAAGAAAAUAAUUGUUUAUCAUAGUAAAGAAAGAGAUGGUUCUCAAACCCACAGACACAUGUUUGAGUAGUACUCCAUCCCCUUGAACUCGGCAGUGCUAAUAGCUUCCGUAAAAUUCAAUGGGCCUAUACAGAUGAGGCCUCAGAGGGAGAUAAGAGUUAUUUUUUUACCAUCUGCAGAAAAAGUCUGAAAGUGUCAGACUGUAGUGAACUGGUAAGUUGUUUAAGUGGAGCCCUUUCUGGGUUAAGCUUAAACUCUAAAAAGAACAGUCUCUGUGAAAAGGUAAAAGAUAACAUUUUGAUGCACUUUUUUCUCAGAAUUUCUUCUGUUUCUUGUUAAAAUGUGAGAGGGAAAAUUGUAUGCUUAUGGAUUCUACUUGUACUUUUAAAUUUAUAACCUAGCUCUGACAAUGCUGACACGAGCGGAAAUUCAUUACGCUUUCCAGGUUUGCUGUUUAAUUGAAUUCUGCUCUCAGACGGAUCUAUCUGGCGAGCGUAGACACCAAAUUAACCCAGAUGGUACAGUUCAGAAGUCUUACAGGUUUUUAUAACUGGUUAUUUUAGCAUUUAUUUGAUACACCUGUGCAAAAAAAAAGGACUAUUUCAGUAUUUGCAGGAACAAUUGUAGCAUUACUUUGCAGCGAAGCAGAGGAAGCUGUAAAAUGAGACAGAGGAGGGAGGGAGAGAGGGGUGGCGAGCUGUCAGGUUGAGGCAGGGUGAGCGUUUCUGCUCAGAACCCCCCCCGCAGCAAGGGACGGGUGUAAGGCACGCGCUCUCCUUUCGCUGCCGGAAACACGGACCGGCUCGCUGAUUGGGGUUCAGCAGCAUUUGGGUGUUAGCAAAUUGAAGGAUUGGGAGAAACCACCACCAACAAGGAAAAGAUAAGCCUAAAAAGCAGAUUUUUGGUCUAAGUCUGACCUUAGGUCAGGAGAAGAAAACUUGUACGGAACCGUCUGUUACGCAUCAAGUGAGACGCGCCUGAGCCGGUGGUCCGGGAAGUUUCAAGACUCGGGGUUUCAGUUCCGUGAAUAGCACAAUCUGGAUGUGCGGGAGAGGCUGGAGACGCCUCGUUCUGAAGUUCCCUGCGGGCGCGGGUGUGGAUCCGGCGGUCAUACCGGGACCGAGCGUCUGGUUCCCGGGGGCAACCCCCGUGACCCGUCGCGCUUUCAAGCAGGACGGCGUCCCUGGGCCAGAGGCGUGCUGUAGCGAGGCGGUUCCCCGCAGCUCUUGGGGCCGUCUGAGGCGCUGGCCCGCGGGGCCGGCCGUGCCGGACCCCUGCCGCUGCGCGCUGCCCCGAGGGCUUUCCACGCGAGCCCGCGGCCGACCGGCUCCGGCGCGGCCCGCGGUCGCCCGGGCGACCGGGGGCGGGGUGCGAGCGACCCGAGCGGAAGCGGUCGCCGUCGCCGUCCGGGUCAGAAUGGCGGCGGGGCGGGCGAAGGGGAGAGGAUGCCGCUGGUGGUGCUGUGCGGGCGGCCGGGCAGCGGCAAGAGCCGGCGGGCCGCGGAGCUGUGGGCGGCGCUGGGCGGGCCGGAGCGGCGGGCGCACGUCGUGGCCGAGGCGGAGGGCGGCCGGGCGGCGCUGCGGGCCGAGGUGGAGCGGCGGCUGAGCCGGCGGGACGUGGUGAUCGUGGACGCGGGCAACGAGCUGCGGAGCAUCCGCUACGAGCUGUACUGCGCGGCGCGGCAGGCGGGCACGGCGCGCUGCCUCCUGCACUGCGCGGGCGGCCCGGGCGGCCCCGACGAGCCGUCCUUCGAGGCCCCCGACCCGCGCAACCGCUGGGACCGGCCGCUCUUCACGGUGCGCGGGGAGGAGCCGCUGCCGCUGGCCGCCAUCCGCGCCGCCCUCUUCGAGAGCGCCCCGCCGCCGCCGCACCGCGCCACCCGCAGCCAGCCCCUGCAGUCCAGCGGCUUCCUCCACCACCUCGACCGCGUCACCCAGGAGGUGCUGGCCGCCGUCAUGGCCGCCCAGAGGAGCGGGGCGCAGCCCGGGGAGGUGGUGCGCGUCCCCGGCGUCGCCGAAGGGCUGGUGCUGAACCGGCCCGUGAGCAUGGCCGAGCUGAGCCGCCUGCGGAGGCAGUUCAUCAGCUACACCAAGAUGCAGCCCAGCGACGAAAACUUGCCCCAGCUGGCCGGCAUGUUCCUGCAGUACCUGAGCCGCAGCAUCCAGUGAACCCUCUCACCCGUGCCACACGCAGCCCGGGCCGUGCUCCGGUCCCGGAGUGCUUGCAACAGUAAGAGCGUGCCUUCCAGCCACGGACCCCGCAGAGCUGGGGUCCCACCUAUCGCGCGUCGGAUCGUGUGGCGGCAGCAGCUCUGGGAGGAUGGAUGUCGUGUCCCUGCAGCAGCCGAGCAAGCUCUGUUGCUAAGAGGGUCCAUAGGGAUGCUGUUCCCUCACCCCUGCGUUUUCCCCGCUUGCAUCUUUCGGAAAGGAGAGCUACUGUUGCGUCCCCGAGCGAGUGAGGUCUCCUAUGGAGACAUAAACCCCGGUACUCAAAUAGCAUCUGAACACGAAAGCCCAGAAGGUGGUGACCGUAGGGAAAACCUGUCCCCUCCACAUUGGUAUGUGUAUGUCUUGAAUAAGAAGAUUGUUUUUCCAAGGCUGUCUCCAGAUAAUGUCAAGCUGCAAAAGAGACUUCAGGUCCAGAACUGGAACCAGCUGUGUUUUUAGGAUGCGACUGCUUCAGAAAAUCCUACUGAACCCCAGAGACAGAUUUGCAAACUGCACUACAGAAGGGUGCUGGCUUAGCAAACUCAAACCUCUCUGUUUCAGGUUUAACAAUGAAUUGUGUGCCUUAAAUGGAGUAAAGUCUUAACCGACCUGCAGGACUAUUCUGUUAAAAUAACUUGCUAUGUCUUUUCUCUGCAAGGUCAUCAUUAAGCAGCUUGGAAAACACUUAAUUGUUUAAGAAUGAGUGUUCUCAUAGGAAGAAUGCGCUAAAAUGACAGUGUCUGUUCUGGGUGAAACUCUCCCGUAGGCCUGUACCAGGUGUGAUGGGUAACUUGGUUUUGCGCUUAGUUUCAACUAAUUUCAGUCUUUGCUAUACCACAUAUUCUAUAAACUUUUCACUACCUGGUGGAUACUUCAUCCCUCAUUUUAAUAAAUUGUGGCUUUUGGUUCUAAUUGUAUGUGUAGUGCUACUUGGGAGGAAAUGGUAAAGCGGGGCAAGAAGGGUCACUUCAAUUACAUUGGCUGUUUAUCUGAUGUACUGGCUGCUAGGUAGACUUAGGCACUGCAGAACUGAGAAAUGACUACAAAAAUGUUUUGAUGUAAAUAAGUUUAUUUUCCCAGUCAAAGUAAAGAGAAUAAAGCUGAGAAAAUACA